UCAGUAGCAGGCGAGCCCGACCGUCGAGCGGACGCCCUCGCCCUGCCUGUCGGCCCGCAGCCCGCCGCCACGCCCUCACUGGCUCCGCCUGGCUCCGCCGCCUGUCGUUGACUGUCGUUGUGUUAUGGUGCACGGCGCCUGUGUUAACGGUAUCACUGUUACUUCCAUGGUGAUUCGGCAGCGAGUUGGCUACGAACGCCCCUGGCCGACAAUCGGCUACCAGAUUCCAGGCGCGCUCUUCCCUUCCCUUAUGGAGUUCCAGCUGGAUAGUGCCGAGUACUGCCAGGCCCAACACAAGUAGAGGGCGUUCGCAGCUCGUCCAGAGCACUAGUCCAGCCGCACUGAGAGCAGGCGAGCCGGUAGCAGCAGCAGUGUGGGCCAGCCGUAUGUGAAUGUGUGAGUGAGUGUUGUUGAGUACCAAGAGACUGGAGUGUCGAAAAGAAGGAAGACGAUUUUAGCAUAUCAGUCAACCAAGUUACUUCCAAUUAUUUUUAUCUAUUGUUUUCUUUAAGAAACUUCUUUCCUGCCAUUGUGGAGUGUUAAUUUUUUUAGUUAUACUGAACUCGACAAAGGAAGUAGUUAGGUUUACCUAGGGAGAAGUGUUGGGAUUAUUUUCUCUUCUGUGAUUUAGUUCGGAAAUGAGCAACAACAUGAGGGCCAAGGACAUUCGCCCUGCUCCAUGUGAGAUCGAGUACAAGGGCAUGAAGUUCCUCAUCACGGACAGGCCAUCCGACACCACCAUCAAGGCCUAUAUCCAGGAACUCAAGAAACACAAAGUCAGAGAUGUGGUCAGGGUAUGUGAACCAACAUACAAAGUGGAGGAGCUUCGUGAUGAAGGAAUUAGUGUCACAGAUCUAGCCUAUGACGAUGGCACCUCUCCUCCAGCUCAGGUGGUGGAUGAGUGGUUUGAACUUCUGCGGAAGCGCUUCAAGGAUUGUCCUGAUGCCUGUGUAGCAGUGCAUUGUGUGGCUGGAUUGGGUAGAGCACCAGUUCUUGUAGCGCUUGCUCUAAUUGAACUCGGCUUGAAGUAUGAAGAUGCUGUGGAGAUGAUUCGUCAGAAGAGACGAGGGGCCAUUAAUGCCAAGCAGUUAGCAUUUCUGGAGAAGUAUAGACCUAAGUCAAGACUCAAGCUGAAGAACGGCCACAAAAAUUCAUGCUGCAUUCAGUAACCAAGAAAUAUUUGUGUAUUAGGGCACAACAAACUUGUUUGAGAUGUAAAACCAAAUUUGAAGUCAAUUCAGAGGGGCUUUAUGCUAACCUUGUGUCAUAUUUGCAUAGUAGUCUUUUAGCCUGUCCUGGUCACAAUUGUGUGUGUGUGUCUGUGUGUGAGUGUGUGUGUGGGCGGGGGGAGAUGAACUGCGUAAGUCUUCAAUCAUACUCUCAUGACUCACUUUAAUCAAUUCUAUACUUUCUUUUCCAUGAUUGUCAUACCCCCUCCCCCCCUCCCUCAAAUAGUCUAAAUGUAUUUUGGUUAUUUGACAAUCUCUACUCAAACCUCAUAUCACAUUUGUGCCGGUUGUGGUUAAAAUUGCAGUGAGACUGUUUUCAUACUAUUAAUGUAUAUUUUAGUAGCUUUAUUUUUUGUUACAAUUUGUUUAAAUAUGAUGUAAACUUUUUGUCACUAAAUGCCAAGAUCAGAAUCUUGGAAUAAUGAUGUUAAUGAAGUAAUGAACUACAUAUUUGUGAAAUUGUUUGAUUUUCUGUUAAUUUUAUUUUGAGCUCAUACGUGCAUAUUUUAAUGUCAGCUUUACUGUAGUACUUUAUGGAAAUGCUUAUAAAAUCCCAAGAGCUUUUAAAAUUUAGGGCCCUGUUGUACUUGAAUAAGUAUCCACUCGCUAUUUCAGGGUUUUAGUUAUGAGGUUUUAUUUUGGCAAAGCUUCAAUGUCUUCAUGCAAGUAUAAUUUUCCAUGAAAUAUUGCAGUGUGUCAACAUCCAGUGCAUUCCUUGUAGAAAAAUAUUUUUGACUCACAGAUAAUAUUUGUUACACUCUGUAAGUACUGUAACAGAAGCCACAUGUGCCAGGAACGCAACUGCAGUGAUAAAACCUUGCAAUUUAGAUCUCUUCUUUGAUUUAAAAUCAACUUCAUUCUCCUACUCUCAAUGUGUUGGUCUAUUUGUAAAUUUGGCUUUAAUCCUACAUUGAUGGAGAUAUAGGUGAAAAGUACUUGACUUUGCAUAGAUGCAGGCCUCCAUUGACUGAAUCAUAUUAUUUUGUUAUAAGCUUUUCUUCUUGCCUGCAAACAGCACUGAAGAAAUCUAUUAAUGUUGCCUGAUGUGAAACACUAUGCAAUGAACUCUUGGCCUCUAAGACUGACCUGAUUAAGCUAUAUUCUGCAACAGGAUUAAUUCUUUGAAAAUACUUAUGAACUUCAAAUAAAGAAAGUCCCAACGUCUUAUCAUAUUUGCACAUUGCUUUUGGAAGGAAUUGUUUGCUUUUGUAUUAUGUUGGUAAUCAAUGUAUGUGAAAUGAAUAUGAUGGAAUUAGG
Frankliniella occidentalis (western flower thrips) is the source of this 2486-nucleotide messenger RNA. It is a transcript of the gene PRL-1, whose product is annotated as PRL-1 phosphatase. Gene Ontology annotation, cellular component: nucleus. The record is from RefSeq and is a predicted model, not a curated record. Gene Ontology annotation, molecular function: protein tyrosine phosphatase activity. NCBI's taxonomy places the organism in Eukaryota, Metazoa, Arthropoda, Insecta, Thysanoptera, Thripidae. Gene Ontology annotation, biological process: protein dephosphorylation.